Messenger RNA from Ochotona curzoniae (black-lipped pika), 798 nucleotides. RefSeq names its product mas-related G-protein coupled receptor member X2-like. The coding region runs from base 1 to 798 and encodes 265 amino acids. Gene Ontology annotation, cellular component: membrane. The record is from RefSeq and is a predicted model, not a curated record. Lineage: Eukaryota; Metazoa; Chordata; Mammalia; Lagomorpha; Ochotonidae. Gene Ontology annotation, molecular function: G protein-coupled receptor activity. Gene Ontology annotation, biological process: G protein-coupled receptor signaling pathway. The transcript has 2 exons.
AUGAAUUCAAGCAUCCCAGUCAGCCUCAACAACAUCACAACUCCUGCACCAAAACCUCAAAAGGAGAUCCUGAUCCUGCACUGGCUGAUACUUGGCAUUGCUCUGGUUGGACUGCCAGGAAAUGGGACUGUGCUCUGGUUUCUUGGCUUCCGCAUGCACAAAAAUGCGUUCUACACCUACAUUCUCCACCUGGCUCUGGCCGACUUCCUCUUCCUCUGCUGCCAAGUUAUUGAUUCACUUUUGAUAUUAACCAGAUUUCGCCAUCCUUUCUCCUUUAACAAUCCUUACCACAACUUCUUAAUUAUUGCAAAAGUCUUUCUCUACAUUGUGAGCCUGAGCAUCCUCAGCACCAUUAGUGCUGAGCGCUGCAUAUCUGUCCUGUGGCCCAUCUGGUAUCGCUGCCACAGACACAAACGCCUCCUGGCUCUGCUGCUCAGGGUCCGUAGCUCACAGCGGUUGCCCAUGACUCGGCUGUAUGUGACCAUUCUCCUCACAGUGCUAGUCUUUGUGCUCUGUGGUCUGCCCUGUGGUAUUACAUGGAUAUACGUAUUGGGAAAUGAAUUUCUUGCAAACAAUUACAUUCCCCAUUAUCACGUGAUAACAAUCUUCUUGUCCUGUGUUAACAGCAGUGCCAACCCCAUCAUUUAUUUCUUUGUGGGCUCCUUUAGGCAGCAGCUACGAGGACAGUCCUUCAAGCAGGUUCUCCAGAGAGCUCUGCAGGACACUCCUGAGGCGGGUAACAGUGAAAGUAGCUUGCCCCAGGCAACCCAGGUGAUGCCAGGGAGAAGCCUGUUGUAG